AAUAAUUAUUAUAAGUAUUAUAAAAAUAAUUAUGUCAAUUAUUCAAUUUUAAACCGCGUAUAUAGUAAUUAACUAUGUUUUAAUAAUUAUUUUUUAAACAAAUUGUGCCAAGUUUUUUAACUAAUGAAAUAAAAGGAAAAUGGAUGUAAAUGAAUUUUAUUUUGAAUCUGAUUUUUAUUUACUUAAAAAUAACAAGGAUUACCAGAAUUUAUUGAAAUCGCUUGCAAUUCUUGAAGUUCAACGUUCAGUUAUUAUACAAAAUAUUGAAAAUAUUGUCAAGCUCAAAGAUGAUAUAUCCAAUAACCCACUUGGUAUAUUUAAAAAAAUUGUAAAACGGAAAGAUGUGAAAGGAAUAAAUCUGCUCAAGGUAGAAGAGGUACCAUUCAUUAAUUGGUCUAAUUAUUAUACUAAUGAAGAAAAUGAACAAUCAAAACAACAAAUACAUGACAUUAACUUGCGGUAUAAAAAUUUAUCUAGGAAGAUGGAAUCUCAAAAUAAUGUUAUGAAUGAAGUAGAAAAACCUGAGACAUUUAACAAACCUUGGACAGUAGAAGAACAGUUGCGUCUUGAAGAACUUUUAGUUGAGUACCCUCCAGAAAGAAAUGAAAGUAAUCGUUAUAGGAAAAUUGCUGAAGCAUUGGGAACAAGAAAUUUACGACAAGUAUGUAGUAGAGUCCAAAAAUAUAACAUAAAAAUGAAAAAAGUUGGACAAAUUAAAAGCAUUAACUCAAAUUCAAAAAAUUUAAAUAAGAAAACUGUUUUUUUAAGUCAUAAAAAUAUUGGAGCGUUAUUGAAACCAACUACAUUUAUACCAUCAACUACUUUAUCUGAUGAUGUUGAUGUCUAUAAUAUUAAUCAAAAUAAUAUAACUUUACACGAAAAAACAGAAAUUAACAAACAAACUAAGUUAUACAUAUUAAAGCAUAUUUUAAAUGAUAAACAGUCUAAUACAAAAGAUCUUGUUAUUCAUAAAAAUAUUAAAUGCAGUGUGUGCCAAUUAAGUCCAAUUCUAGGAAUUAGGUGGAAUUGUGUUGAUUGUCCAGCUAUUGGAAGGAAAUCUGAUUUCUGUAAUGAUUGUAUUGUAGAUAUUUUAAGAAAUAUUGUCAAAGAAAAUAUCCAUCCAUUGGACCAUACUGUUAUACCUAUAAAACAAAUCAAAGAAGAUGAAGACAAUAUAGAUAGUUUGGUUGAUCCAAGUUAUGUUCCAUUAGUUUUUCAAACGCAAAAUUAUCUCGAUCCAAAUUUUAUGGUACAGAAUUGAUGUCUUUGAAAUGGUUUCUAUCAUUUUGUAUGUGUAAAAUUUAAUUUUUAAUGUAAAAUAAUUAUUAAAUACAUGUUUAUUAUAUAAAUUUUAUAAAACUUUGUUUAAACUAAAAUU
Daktulosphaira vitifoliae (grape phylloxera) is the source of this 1378-nucleotide messenger RNA. RefSeq names its product ZZ-type zinc finger-containing protein 3 (gene Atac1). Lineage: Eukaryota; Metazoa; Arthropoda; Insecta; Hemiptera; Phylloxeridae. Bases 140 to 1261 code for a protein of 373 amino acids. The record is from RefSeq and is a predicted model, not a curated record. The transcript has a single exon.